GAAUGUUCCGGGUCAGAAACUGGACGGGAGAGAAAAUUAACUCCGGGACGAGACGGAAAAAGCGAGAAUGCUGCCCGCCUGUGCACUGAGAUGUAGCCUGUGCUUUUUAAAUUAAACGGGAGUGAUUUUAACAGCGACGGGAAGUAAAGAACCAAGUACAGGGGAGAAGAAGAAGAAGAAGAAGAAAACAGGUGCCUUCAAAGUAAAGUGAGACAACGACGGAGAGAAAUCCCCAUGUUCGCCGCGACCUGACGAGCGUUAGCAAGCGUUGUUUACAGCUGGAGUUUCGGUGUUUAGUCGCUCGUGAGUAUCGCUCGGCUUGUUGUUUGACGGUGAAUUAAGUCCGGGACUGUCCCGUCGUAGCAAUCUGUUGCAUCCCUCCUUCCCACUCCUCCCCGUUGUUUGUUUAUUUGUCGCACGAGUACGAGAUUUAUUGCCGCCUCCCCCGUGAUGUUUCACUGUAUCCCCCUGUGGCGGUGCAACCGUCAUGUCGAGAUGAUCGAUAAACGCCACUGCUCCCUGCUCUAUGUGCCCGAUGAGAUUUAUCGCUACGGACGGAGUUUGGAGGAGCUGCUGCUGGAUGCCAACCAGCUCCGAGACUUGCCAAAGCCAUUUUUCCAGCUGGUGAAGCUAAGAAAACUUGGCCUGAGUGACAACGAGAUCCAGAGACUUCCACCAGAAGUAGCCAACUUCAUGCAGCUCGUAGAACUGGACAUCUCUCGAAAUGAUAUUAUGGAAAUUCCAGAGAGCAUUUCAUACUGCAAAGCCCUCCAAGUGGCAGAUUUCAGUGGAAAUCCAUUAACAAGGUUACCCGAGACCUUUCCAGAGCUGCGGAAUCUAACGUGUCUUUCCAUCAAUGAUAUUUCAUUGCAAGUUCUUCCAGAAAACAUUGGAAACCUUUCCAACUUGAUCUCAUUAGAACUCAGAGAAAAUCUGCUCACAUUCCUUCCAGAGUCGCUAUCGUUGCUUCGUAGACUUGAAGAGCUUGACCUCGGAAAUAAUGAACUAUAUUGUCUGCCGGAGUCAAUAGGCGGUCUUGUCAGCUUGAAGGACUUAUGGCUUGAUGGAAACCAGUUGGCUGAAGUACCUGCAGAGAUGGGCAGUAUGAAAAGCCUGGUGUGUCUGGAUGUGUCGGAAAACAAACUGGGGCACCUACCCGAGGAACUGGGAGGUCUCCUGGCACUAACUGACCUGAUGGUGUCACAGAACUUCAUCGAUGCUCUACCUGAUAGCAUUGGAAAACUACGGAAACUUUCUAUCCUGAAAGCUGACCAGAAUAAACUAACUUAUCUUCCAGAGAGCAUUGGCUACUGUGAAAGUCUAACUGAACUUGUGCUCACAGAGAACCAUCUACAGAGUUUACCAAGGACUAUUGGGAGAUUGAAGCGUCUUUCCAACUUCAAUUGUGACAGAAACCAGCUAAUGUCUCUGCCUAAAGAGAUCGGUGGCUGCAGCGGGUUGAAUGUCUUCUGUGUACGAGAGAACAGGCUGACGAGGAUACCGUCAGAGCUGUCCCAGGCCACAGAGCUGCAUGUGUUCGAUGUCUCUGGAAAUAGGCUCACACACUUACCGAUGUCACUGACCACGCUGCGGCUGAAAGCUUUGUGGUUGUCCGAAAACCAGUCGCAGCCUCUCCUCACCUUUCAGACCGAUGAGGAUCCCGAGACGGGCGAGAAGGUGCUCACCUGUGUGCUGCUGCCUCAGCAGCCAUGUGAGGCCGACAACAAAGGUUCUGAUAAACUUGCCCGAUUUGGAGCCCUGGAGAGCCUCGUAAAUGACAUGGCAGAUGACACGUGGGACAACAAAGCCGUGAACAGGACCAGUGCUAUCCACUUCCUGGAUGAUGAUGAUGAUGAUGAGGAUGAUGGAAAGGGAACUCUACUGCGGCGGGCCACGCCUCACCCCGGUGAGCUGAAAACGAUGAAGAAGGCGGCCGAGAACCUCCGCAACGACCUGAAUGCUGCCAAAGGCCUGGACUCCAACAAAAAUGAGGUCAAUAACGCUGCAGAUGGAGUGACCACGUCUGUGUGACCUUUACCUCAGAGAUCUGUUGUUUUUUUUUUUACCUCCUGUGUCUCACCGUGUCGUCCUGCACAGCCCCUGCAGCCCCCAUUUUUUUCUUUUACCUACAAACCCUGGUGUGGCCUACCCCCCCUCCAAUUCAACCCUGGGACGCCUGUAACCUUGCUCCAUGUCCAGUCCUGUGUAAACGCGCGUUUGACUCCGCUCUACCCGGCCGCUGUGCCUUCCUCUUUUCAAUUAAUGUCCACAGCAAUAAUCUGCACAAAGACGCUUCUUUUAAAAGAUAUUUUAAAGAUUAAAAUUUUUUUUAUUUUUUUUUUCAAAAAGCCUCUUUUUAAAAAAAUAUACAUUAGGUAGUUGCACUAUUAUAAGUCUUUAUAAUAUGGUCAAACCUUUUUAAAUGUAUUAUAUAUUUGUUCUAUAUCUAUUUUUAAAACACUGGGUAAAUAUUUCUUUUUACAUUUUGAGCAAACAUAAAGGCAGGAGUUUUUGGACCUACUGAUUUAAGGAUUAUUGUAUAGUCUUUUGUGAAUAUUGAUACUUUUAUACUUUUUGGCAGCUCAGAUGUAAAUACAAAUGUAUAGUAAAUUUCUUAAACAGAUUUUUAAACCUUUUCUUCUCUGUUUCAAACUUGGUUCUUUCUUUCUUUUUUCCUUCCCUUUUGAAAUCAAUCACAAACAAAACACAGCCACUAAUGUCUUAUUCAAAUCAUAUAACUAUUUUAAUUGGGUGAGUGGAUGGCCUUGAAUCUAGUCCUGUAUUUUGGAUAAUAAAUCGGUUUACUUAAUUGAUUAAGUUUGGGUAAGUUUAAGUACCGCCCAUCGAACGUAAAUUAGUUAUCUGCAAUGUGCUAUUGCAGAUAUAAAUGAUAUAAAUAUUAUUUAUGUGUUGUGCUUCACUGCUUUGCAAUAUUCUUUAAAUAGAUGCCAAAACCAGCUGUGUUUUUAUUUUAUUUUUCCCCCCUUUUAUGCACAGUAAUGUUAACAAAAAUCAUCAGACAUUUGGUGACAUCCGAUUAAAAACAAAGUUGCUAGAAGUUCAACUUUAAUUCACAUCUCCCCCCUUUUUUCUGAUCUCAUUCUUUUAUAUGGUACAUGAUAAGUUGUAAUAAUUUGUUUUAAACUUGAUUGCAAAAAUGGUGGACCAGAGAAAUUGGUUGAAGUGUUUUAAAGGUUUAUGUUUUUAAUUAUUUUUCUGAUCAAACUGCACAAGACAGAUCUCAGACAGAUCUGGACAACCUUUUAACCACUGAUCAAUAAAAUGAGUGCAACACCAAA
This is a messenger RNA of Solea senegalensis (Senegalese sole), 3299 nucleotides long. It is a transcript of the gene lrrc1, whose product is annotated as leucine rich repeat containing 1. Gene Ontology annotation, molecular function: protein binding. NCBI's taxonomy places the organism in Eukaryota, Metazoa, Chordata, Actinopteri, Pleuronectiformes, Soleidae. The coding region runs from base 451 to 2031 and encodes 526 amino acids. The record is from RefSeq and is a predicted model, not a curated record. Gene Ontology annotation, biological process: neurotransmitter receptor transport postsynaptic membrane to endosome; neurotransmitter receptor transport, endosome to postsynaptic membrane. The transcript is spliced from 14 exons. Gene Ontology annotation, cellular component: adherens junction; postsynaptic density; postsynaptic membrane.